Molecule: messenger RNA, 4097 nt
Organism: Prunus persica (peach)
Lineage: Eukaryota; Viridiplantae; Streptophyta; Magnoliopsida; Rosales; Rosaceae
Product: protein FAR1-RELATED SEQUENCE 5
Exons: 3
Coding region: 2190-4097 (635 amino acids)
Biological process (GO): regulation of DNA-templated transcription
Molecular function (GO): zinc ion binding
Source: RefSeq, a predicted model, not a curated record
AUGUUCGUUGUAUGCUAGGAGACUGUUGGAAAAACAAUCUAUCAUCUACUAAUCAAAUAAUACAUAUUUAACAAAAAUUUAAAUAUACCAAACAAAUUUAGUAAUGUAAGAAUACUAGUAUUAUAUUAAUAGACAAAUGUAAAAUACAUAAAAGAGUGAAUUGAAAUCGAAUUCACUGACUUGUAUGUGAGAUAGGGGCUUGCAGAUUCAUGUUAUGACCUAAAGGCAAUAUUUUACCCAUUCUCGGUGCUUGAAGUUCUACACAUGUGAUGUGACUGUCUCCUAGAAUUCAAUUAUGUGUAUUCUAAUCCUAGGACUUAUGUGCGUCUUAGUGCUUAUGUGAAAAACUUUGGGGGCUAUUCUAAUUUAAGUAGGCCUCUAAUACUUGCGGCCCUUGAAAUCCUUAGAAGCUCGCUUUGGUGAAACUCGUAUGCUUGCUCACUUUCACUAAGUCUCUCAGUUAAUUUCUGGGCCAGAAGUUCAGCCUCCUUCUAGGCUUUGGUUCUUUCCUCCUAACUACGAAAUUGUUCCAUGGUCUUUGUUUCACGCGCUACACUAGUCGUCUACCCUCUCGUCUCUCAUUUCUUCCAUGUAUUUUCCCUCCACGAUCUUUUAAAUAAAAAUAAGGCUUUUUAUCACAAAACAUCUAUGGGGUUUUAAGUUUUCAUGUGUUAUUAGUAGUCCUUAAGGUUAACAACCAUGCUCAAAAGUAUUAUAUGUUGUUAUGUUCUAUUCCAUCCAAAAUUCCAUCUAAUGAUAUCACGUCAUGUGAAUUGAAUAAAAAUACAUAUUUUAAAAUAAAAAAUUUAUAAUAAAAAAAACCUCCAAUUUCACCUUCCAUGUCCCUCCCCCUCCACGGCUCCCGCUCCCGCUCUCUCUAUUCUCCCUGUAUCUCUCUGUCCUCUCUCUCUCUUCUUCCUAACCCAACCCCCAAAUAGUUUCAAAUCAAGCACACAAGAUGCACAAGAUAUCAUUUUUAAAAUAUUUUAAAAUAAAAAAUAAAAUAAAAACUAUUUAAUCCACAUGGUGUGAUAUCACUAGAUAUGUGAGCCCUAUCUGUGUUUGGGGGUGGUGAAAAUCCACCUAACCUGAGCACUUGAUGGAGACAAAGGGCUUGGGGCAUUGAAACUUGGCAAUCGGGUUUUGGCGGCCAGGUUUGGAGCUGGAAGGAGUGUUGCGGCCGAUAUCCAAGGAUGUUGCGAGCGGGUUACGUGGCUAGGAGGAUGGACCGGGCUACGUGGUUGAAAGAAUGGGCCGAGCUGUGUUCAAGCUUGGCUGGAGAGGUGCGGCUAGACUAUGUGCAACUGGGUUUUCAAUCGCGGAGCUGGGCAGCCAGGGCUUGCAAGAUAGAUAGGCACGGUCGUAUUAAAGGAAUGACGGUCGAGAGUUGGGUUUUGGGAGAUACGGCUGGGCACCGCUGGAAAAACAGGAGCUUGCGAGACAGCUGGGCGUGGCCGGAAGAGCUAAGGGAUUUGGAAAAUUGCGGCCGCGUCCGGAAUGGAUGUGUUGCUGCAGGAUUUGAAGUUGUGGAGUUGUGGCCGAGAAUUGGAGCACGAGUUGAAGGAAUAUUGAGGCUGGAGUUUGUAGGUAUUUUGCAAGUCAGGUUGAAGGGUUUGGAGGUUAAAGUCUAAUAUUGUCUAUAUAUAUAUGGGGGCGGAUCCGUGGCACUACGUUUUUGACACAAUUUUUGGGCCAUUAGAUUACUUCACUUUUAAUGGUUGAGAUUAAAUAUUACAUGGCAAGUAGUUUUAAUUUUUUUUAAAUAGACAAUCAUUAAUUUUAUUCUCUCUCAUAAAAAUAAAAGGAAAUUUUUCUCUCUCCAACCUUUUUGCUGGAAGACGUAAUCUCUCCUGCCUCUUUAAUCUCAAAUAUUUAUUAGGAUCUAAUAAAUAAAGAAUCUCACCAAAAACUAAAUACCCAAACCCCACAUUUGCACGCCUCUCUCUCUCUCUCUCUCUCUCUCUCUCUCUCUCUCUCUCUCUCUCUCUCUCUCUCUCUCUCUCUUUCUCCUCUUUAAUCUCAAAUAUUUAUUAAGGUCUAAUAAGGACUGUUUUCAGUUUAUCCUUCUUCAUCCUCCUUCUUCAUCCUUCUUCAUGCACAGCAUAUACGCAACCCUGAAUUCAUCUUCAGUAUAGUUCUUUUAUGUCAAAGCAAUUUCUCAUAUCUGAAUACAAUAUUGCCUCAUCAAAAUGUUGGAGCGCACACAAGAUAUUUCCUCCAACUCUCAGUGCAUAUCUUUGGUAGAGGAGAUAAUUCAAGUGAAGAAUGGUGAAACAAGUACUCCAAAAAAGAAAGUGACACAAUUAAAAGCGCCUUAUUCAGGGAUGGUAUUUGACACAAUGGAAGAAGCAAGAAACUAUUAUGAAGAGUAUGGCCGACAAGAGGGAUUCUGGAUUAGAACUCGAUCUUCCUCCAAGACAAGAAGGCGUUUAGAUGAGGUAACGAGUAGACAAUUUGUUUGUGCACAUGAAGGAAAAUACGUGCCCAAAAAUACAUCACAGAAGGCUUCAGAAGAGAAUGAUGAGAAAAACAUAAGUGAGAUUGAGAAUAUGAAGAGAACGGGUAAAAAUUGUUCUACAGUGAAAUGUGGAUGCAAAGCAAGUAUGAGAAUUAAGCUUGAUAGAUGGUCAAACAAAUGGAAAGUUUCAAGUUUCCAAGACUCUCACAAUCACAAGCCAGUUACACCGGAAAGAAGAAUGAAAAUGAAGUCAAAUAGGGUUAUGCCGAAAGCAGCUAAAAUUCUGACUGAAACAUUUCAUGAAGAAAAUUUGCCAAUUGCAAAAGUUCCUUCAAUCUUUGGUGGCCCGCAUAUUGGUUUUAACAAUAGAGAUUGUUAUAACCACUUGAGAAAUGUCCGGCAUAGACAACUGGAUGGAGGUGAUGCACAGUCAGUCCUUACUUACUUUAGGAAGAAGCAAGCUGAGAAUCCUCAAUUUUUUUAUGCCAUUCAAUGUGAUGAAAACGGAAGGGCAGCUAAUUUCUUUUGGGUGGAUGCUCGAUCACGCAUGGCGUACAACUAUUUUGGAGAUGUAGUCACAUUUGACACAACCUAUAGGACAAACAAGUAUGAUAUGCCAUUUGCACAAUUCACAGGAGUAAACCACCAUUUGCAAUCAAUACAAUUUGGAUGUGCACUUUUACAAGAUGAGACAGAGGUGACAUUUUUGUGGUUGUUUGAGACAUGGCUUGAAGCAAUGGGAGGACGUCAUCCAGUUUCCAUUAUUACUGAUCAAGACUUAGCAAUGAAAGGAGCAAUUGCCAAGAUUUUUCCUAACACUCGCCAUCGGUUAUGCCUCUGGCAUAUUAAAAAGAAGUUUGCAGAAAAAUUGUCACAUGUGUACUUCAAGAAGUCCAAAUUCAAAAUUCAGAUGAAGAAAUGUAUUCGGUCAACAUACAAGAUAGAGGAAUUUGAAGAAAAGUGGAAGGAAUUGAUGAAAGAAUGUGAAUUGGCUAAUGAUGACUGGUUGAAUAGUUUAUAUGAUAUACGUUCUUCUUGGGUUCCUGUUUAUAAUCGUGGCAUAUUUUUUGCAGGAAUGAACACUACUGGACGUAGUGAGGGUAUUAAUUCUUUUUUUGAUGGAUUCGUCACACCGACAACAAAUCUUAGAGAGUUUGUUGUCAAAUAUGAGCAAGCACUAAAGAGGAUCAUGGAUAGAGAAAGUGAUGAAGAUUUUGAAUCAGAACACAAGUAUCGCAUUGUGAAUGAAGGAGAAUUCCUUUUGAAACAUGCAGCAAAGUUUUACACUAGAAAUGUUUUCAACAAGUUUAAGGAUGAAUGGAGUAAAGUUACUCUCUACAAAGUUGAAGAAAUUCCAUGUGACGACGAAUAUCAUGCAUAUCUAGUGAAAACAAAACUUGGAGAGCAUGAAGAGUUUGUGGUGAAGUUAAAUUUGCAAACAUACAAAGGUAUGUGUGAAUGCCAAAAUUUUGAGUUUGUUGGAAUACUUUGUCGACAUUUGUUGAAAGUAUUUGUUCGCCUUGAUAUAGAUACACUACCUGACCAUUUUAUUCUUCCAAGAUGGAGACAAGAAGCAAACAAAUUUAGGAUAAUGGAUUUUAAAAGUUUGGUGACAAAUGAUGUGCUGCAUAUGAGUUGA